CAAUAGAAAUAAAACCUACUACCGUUUCAAGUAACUUCCUUAACAUAAUUUCAAGAACGGCAAAAUCUUCUUUUCUCUCAAUUUUGCAAAACCAAAACACACUAGCAGCACCAUGAGGAUAUUAACUUGGUUUGCUUGAACUCUGUCUCUGUGCAUUGGAACAAAACCGAUCUUCCGUGGAAAUGCUAUGCCGACAUCCUGCUGUCAAGUGGGCCCAGAGGUCUGAUAAGCUGUUUAUCACGGUUGAGUUACCUGAUGCCAAGAAUUUAAAGCAAAAACUAGAACCAGAAGGAAAAUUCUCUUUUUCUGCAACUGCUGGAGCUGAUAAUGUACCAUAUGAAGUGGAUCUUGAUCUCUUUGAUAAAAUUGAUGUUGAUGAGAGCAAAUCUAGUGUUACUUCUAGAAAUAUCUGCUAUCUUGUAAAGAAAGCAGAAGACAAGUGGUGGAGCAGACUGGUUAAGCAGGAAGGUAAACCUCCAAAGUUUUUGAAAGUUGACUGGGACAAAUGGGUUGAUGAAGAUGAACAGGACAGUGCACCUGAACCAGACAUGGAUUUUGGCGACAUUGACUUUUCGCAACUAAACAUGGGUGGUGGUCCUGGGGAUCUUGAUGCCGAUGAGCUGGAAGGAGAAGAUGAUAGCGACACUGAAAAAGAAAUCGAGGACGAAAAUCAUGUCCAUAGUGAACCUCAAGCAGCGACUCCAGCAAGCACUGAACCUGAGACAAAAGCUUGAAAGCUCCCAUUUUUCUAAUGCAUUUGUUAACUUCUAGUGUUUUAUUGCUAUAUACUGUUAAUUAGGGGCACAUGCAGAAAUUGUUAAUUCUUAGUACAUGAUAUGUAGUUUGAACUAAUGUGUCUCUUUGUUGAUUGAGUUGUCUUGAUCCUGGAGCUUUUGUUUCGGUUCUGUAUUCAGUCUCCAUGCAGUGUGUCUUUGGAAUUAUGUGGAAAAGUAACCAGAUUAAGUAGAACAAUAGUUUUGAUUCUUGGUUGGUACAAGUAAUCUGUGCUUGGAUC
This is a messenger RNA of Lycium barbarum (goji berry), 1015 nucleotides long. RefSeq names its product co-chaperone protein p23-1-like. Gene Ontology annotation, cellular component: cytosol; nucleus. Bases 183 to 734 code for a protein of 183 amino acids. The record is from RefSeq and is a predicted model, not a curated record. Gene Ontology annotation, molecular function: Hsp90 protein binding; protein-folding chaperone binding. The transcript is spliced from 7 exons. NCBI's taxonomy places the organism in Eukaryota, Viridiplantae, Streptophyta, Magnoliopsida, Solanales, Solanaceae. Gene Ontology annotation, biological process: chaperone-mediated protein complex assembly; protein folding.